Messenger RNA from Oppiella nova, 402 nucleotides. NCBI's taxonomy places the organism in Eukaryota, Metazoa, Arthropoda, Arachnida, Sarcoptiformes, Oppiidae. The record is from the annotation of a GenBank genome assembly.
AUGUCGGACAUGAUUUGGGCCCUCUUUGGCGUUAAUCUACUGAAGAGUACAUUAGAGCUGAUCCGAAGGGACGCCAAAAUGUUCUGUAGACUUAUAUUCACGAAAUUAUUGGCCAACGAAAGGGUGCCCUUAAAUAAGCGAUUUCGUGUUGUGGGGCCCUUCUCCAGUUCCCAUGUAUUCCAGACGUACGCCGCGGGUAUAUUAGACAGCUCUGAGUGCAAUACUACCGGCCCUUUUGAUCACAGUUUACUUCUGGUGGGAGAGGGUGUCGACAAUGGCGCCGACUAUUGGUUGGCUAGAAAUAAUUACGGUGAGGGUUGGGGUAAAAAGGGUUACGUACGGCUGGCUAAAGGUAAAAAUGUGUGCGGGAUCGGUUUAGGAUUUGUACGUGCGUAUAAUUAA